Molecule: messenger RNA, 2289 nt
Organism: Ceraceosorus bombacis
Lineage: Eukaryota; Fungi; Basidiomycota; Exobasidiomycetes; Ceraceosorales; Ceraceosoraceae
Source: the annotation of a GenBank genome assembly
GUGAGGAGGGCGGGCGAGGUUUUAAGGCGACAAAGAGACUCUACUUAUACCUUUUCGCUCGGUGCUUUUCUUGUUAGCGGCGCGGCAUCGAGGGCAUGCGACGACAAUCGGAAGCCACUUCUUAUCCCCUUCUACGCCUCGAGGGCGUGUUUGCUUAACCCGGGCCGCCGCAGACAAGAAGGUAACACGGCGCUUAUGACGAACCGUCUUCACAAAGCGGCACUUUGGGACGGUACCGCGUCCGCGCUCCACCUAUCACACUGCCAAACGUUCCGCCGCGCAAUCAUCGACGCCGUGGCAAUCACUUCCGGUUGCAGGAACAACGGCUCCACGUUCGUGAUGGGUUGUGUGCAUUCACGACGAGCGCCGAAAAUCCGAAUCUCAAUGCAAUGGUUCAGCACUACGUCGACGACAGAAGGAUGUCAUACAACACUGGUGAUCGAUUUAGGACAAUGUUUGGAAGUUGUUUUCCAGUGGCCAGCUCGGCAGUGCCGACCAGCUACUUGUAUGAGCAGACUCACUCAAAGCGACAACUGGUGUAGCCAUCUCCAUCAAGUCUUUGCUCUUGCGUGGUACAGCUUGCGCGGUGAGAGGCGAGUCGAGCGUAGCCUCGAGUCUGCUCUCGCAAUCGCACGUUCGGGGGAACAAAGUAUACCACAAUCGAGAUCAAGUCGAUCAGCUGGUAAAGGGUGCAGAGCGAUGGAUGAGACAAGCGCACAUGAGCAUCAUUCGCCAUCCAAACUCCGCCGGGCUACUCAUGCACCCUGGAAUCUAUCGAUGCUGUUGAACGCAAUGAAUGCUAUCGCGGCUUACCCAGAGAGCGAUUGCUGACCCGCCGCUUUAAAACGAGAUUGGCACCCCAGGCAAGGAGACGUUCAAGGUCUGCAUUCGAUACACGUCACUCGGACCGUCCUCGACAUGUAACAUCUUGUGGAUGCAAUUGGUCGCUUGAGACCGCAGGGGGCAUCAAGAACAGAGAACAUUGAAUUCUACAAUAUCCUCGCCAAAUGUGAUCGCACCGCUCUUACCCCUCUACCACUGUCUCAACAGUACACGGGAACAUGCGAACACGGAGCAGGCCCAAGGCAGCACUCGGUAAAUGACCAGUCUUUCGAUAAAUGCUGCACAGCCAACGGAUGUUGGUCACUUUGGCUGCGAUCCACCACAGCCAAGGUCGGGGACACGCGUCAGCAGGAUAAAAGUCGAGCUCUGCAUGUACUCGGCGAUGCUUCUCGCGAGAACAUAGACUCUGCACGCACCCGUUCUGACAAUAGACGGGCUUGUCGUAGUUCAUCAUCGUGCCCGACGCUGCUGUGCACGCUUGGGUGUAAGCGGUCCACUGGGCGCUGGGGUCUAGACCGGCGGGGUGACUGAGUACCUCUGCAGGCAUGCAUGCGGGAUCGACAUCAGGUUCACAAUGACACGAUUCGACUCGACGGCCUCCGUGGACCUCGUCAAAACUUACUGUAAGGGCGUACAAUCAUUAUCUCGUUGUCCGCAGCGACGCGCGCGAGGAUGACUGACAGCACGGCAGCGUGCAGAACGUGUGGCACUCGAAGCAUGAUUGAGCGAGGGAGGAGUAGCGCCUGCUUGAGAAGAGAGAUCGAGCGACCGAGGGAGAUGGGAGCACGGAGUUCUUUGCGCCGCUCGUUAAGAGGUUUAUAUGCGCAAGUACCGCGUGCAGCGCGAGGUGAGAGACACUGCUUGGCUUUGUCAGCAUUUAGCCCUUGGCCAGUCCAGUACGGGCAAGCACAAAGCAACGGAAAUUUCGGGGGCGAAACUACGAUCUUGCACGGGUCUGCGCCGGAGUACAAGCCCAACAAAGCCUCAUAAUCUCCAUGCGCCACACUGCGAACUUUUGAUGAGCGUCCGGUCCGCGGGUGGCCUUUGUGCGACAGAUUGGCAAGGCACGGAAACGUUCCACAAGGCGGCAUCAUCGGGAACGGGUUGGAAUUGGCUACGACUGCUUCAAUGCUUCCGACGGGGCCGCGACGAUCGGCAGCCCUUUCGAAAGCACGAGCGACGGCUUAUGCCAGCCGCACAUUGGCUGACUGCACUCUACCACCUCAGCGCAGUGCACAGCGCUGCCGAACCGCUUUGUAUUUGCGCUUAACAUGUGUGCUUUUCGGGUGCGAGCGCCUCACCCGUCUUCGGCCCAAUGAAGACGUCCUCUCGAUCAAUCACAACGCCCAGAGUCUACUUUGCCGCUCUUGGUCGUGCAAAAGAUGGCGCGCAGUGAUCGCUUCCGCCUCAUCCGUGUUCUUUGUAGCCCACUUAAUCUACCAGCAG